CGGAUGGCAAAUCAAACGGCCGUGAGAGAAUUUGUCUUCUUGGGGUUCUCCCAUUUCCCCGAGCCCCAUGCUCUGUUCUUCGUCUUGUUCCUGACCAUGUACGUCACCACCUUGUUUGGAAACGGCCUCAUCCUGGCUACGGCUUUUCUGGAUUCCAGCUUCCACACGCCCAUGUACUACUUCAUUCGGCAUCUCUCCUUCCUGGACAUGUGCUACACCUCGGUCACUCUGCCCCACGUGCUGAAAAACUUGCUGGCCGAGUCAAAGACCAUUUCCUUCCAGGGCUGCCUGGUCCAGCUUUACUUCCUGGUGGCCUUUGUGGGAGUGGAGUGCCUUCUUCUGGCCGUGAUGGCGUACGACCGAUACGUCGCCAUCUGCCAUCCCCUCACGUACACCCUCCUCAUGAACCGAACGCUAUGCGCCCAGUUGGUGGGAGCCUCGUGGGCCUGCGGCCUCCUCAACUCAGUGCUGCACACAGCCAUGACCUCUCUUGUGCCCUUCUGUGCCUCUCACAAUCUGGACCAUGUGUUCUGCGAUGUCCCUCAGCUGCUCAAGCUGUCUUGUGUGGACACUUUCCUCAACCAAAUCACAUUGCUGGCAGUAACGCUGCUGCUUGGGGCCAGCCCUUUCUUCUGCAUCCUGGUUUCCUACGUCCACAUUGCCGCAGCGGUCUUGAGGAUCCGCACGUCCCAGGGCCGCCGCAAAGCCUUCUCCACCUGCGCUUCCCACCUCACGGUAGUCACCUUAUUCUACACCACCUGCAUGUUUAAUUAUAACCGGCCCAGUUCAAGUCACCCUGCGUAUCUCGACACUCUAGCAUCUGUGCUUUACAAUGUGGUGACCCCAAUGUUGAACCCCAUCAUUUAUUGCCUGAGGAACAAAGAAAUGAAGGAGGCUCUCAAACGAGCGUUCAGACCCAAACAGUCACUGUCCCUGUGGCUCCAGUAG
Sphaerodactylus townsendi is the source of this 948-nucleotide messenger RNA. Its product is annotated as olfactory receptor 5V1-like. Gene Ontology annotation, molecular function: olfactory receptor activity; G protein-coupled receptor activity. The record is from RefSeq and is a predicted model, not a curated record. NCBI's taxonomy places the organism in Eukaryota, Metazoa, Chordata, Lepidosauria, Squamata, Sphaerodactylidae. The transcript has a single exon. Gene Ontology annotation, biological process: G protein-coupled receptor signaling pathway. The coding region runs from base 4 to 948 and encodes 314 amino acids. Gene Ontology annotation, cellular component: membrane.